This is a messenger RNA of Racocetra fulgida, 237 nucleotides long. NCBI's taxonomy places the organism in Eukaryota, Fungi, Glomeromycota, Glomeromycetes, Diversisporales, Gigasporaceae. The record is from the annotation of a GenBank genome assembly.
GUUGUGAAGAGAUAGAAUGUGAUAAAUGUGGAGAGAAAUUUGCUGGUAUAUAUAAAGGAAUAUUUGGUAAUGCUUGUAAUGGAAUAUUAGGCAUUUGCGAGGAUAUUUGCAAGGGCAUUUGUGAAGGCAUUUGUGAGAGUAUUUGUGCAGAAAGUUGCAAGGGUAUUUGUGAGGGUAUUUGUAAGGAUAAUUGUAAUGGUGGUUGUGAAACUAGUUAUUGUAAUAGUUGUAAUGAAA